This is a messenger RNA of Styela clava, 1672 nucleotides long. NCBI's taxonomy places the organism in Eukaryota, Metazoa, Chordata, Ascidiacea, Stolidobranchia, Styelidae. The record is from RefSeq and is a predicted model, not a curated record.
AUGCCUACUGUAUUUCUGAGAGUUGAAGCGAUGGGGCAUAUACAUAAGAUUCUGACAAUAUUUCUCCUCCUAGCUGUCACUGAACGUGGAAACGGAAACCCAUCACCGAGCACUAACUGGAUAAAUAAUUGGAUAAGAGACAACAACUGCGAGUCAAAGAAGAUUGAAAUUCGAGAUGGAUUUGCAAAGUAUUUCGAAAAAAGCGUGAUAUGUGAACCAGGAGUUACUAGUUUCACUUAUGUGGAGGAAUGUCCAGAAUUAUGUUGGGAUCCAGUCAAAGCAGAAAAGCUCGACUGGCGGUAUAAGGUCUUACCGAUUAGAUCUGAAAUUAAAAUCGACGGACAUGAAAUAGAAGUAAUCAAGUCAUGCACGUGUUCAGGCGUCCUAAAUAAACUGGGCUCCGCAGCCAAUAAAAUGAAUAAUGUCGUAACGUGUUCUUCAAAUAUGCUUGAUGAUGUGAAAAGUAAUCACACCGGAAGCAUCAAAAUCAUACCAAAGAGGUAUGUAAAAAGCCUCCAUAAGCCUGACAACACUGUGUUCCUUUUGCAUGUCAAGGAUGUACCCAAGUUGCCAACAUUCUCUUUUACAGAGGCUGGUGCAUUCCCGGCAGAGGAAAUAACCAAAAUCAUGACUAAGCAUAAUGACGAUGUUAAUAAAUUAGAGAAUACCUAUACUGUAAAAUUGGGACAGAAGAAGAUCAAAAAUAAGAUUUUGCUUGAAUCUAGUGGUGGAAGUCCUGGCCAGUGUAUUGUUGACAAAGCUAAGGAGAAUAAAGUUGACUUGAUCAUUAUGGGCAGCAGAGGUCUCGGCACAGUCCGCAGGACGAUCCUUGGUUCUGUGAGCGACUAUGUUGUUCACCAUACUAAGAUCCCAAUUCUCAUUUGUCCUAAGUAGAGGAGAGUGUAUCAAUAUAAACAAUUAUGGCUAAAAAGCCUGGUUUCAAUUUUGAUAAUUAUUCAUUGUUUCACUCUUGUCUAGACUCUAUUAGAGGGUAGAUCCUUUUGCUAAGAUAUUUUGCAUAAUUCUUAGAUCAUUUCACAUCUAACAAAAUACAGUAGCCUACAUGUGAUAGUUUCAACUGACGCUCAUCGAUGUAGGUGUUGCUGUGCUUUAUGGACCAUGGUGCUUACAAAUAAUAACCCAAUAUGUCUGGUAUCAAUAAAAUAUUCAAAGUCAGAUUUCAAUACUGAAAAUUUUUCAUCACAUUUUGCAGCCAAAUAUUGAAUUUUAUUCUACAUGCAAUCACAUACUUUAUCAUUAUAUUGCUUUUUGAAUAUAUCAUGCAGCAGUCAGCAUCACUUCCCAGUAAUCUGGGUAGCAUGCAUCUUCUCAUUUUUCACUGCUUUUUAGUCAUUAAAAUUACGAAGAAAAUGGUGUUGGAGUUUUGUAAUUAAGACUUAACCUCAGCAUUAAGUUCCACAACAUGUUAUAUCAUAAUCAUGACAGCAGUUUAAAGAUUUUGUUUUUGUUACAUCUAUAUGGAAUAUAAUCUAGUAUUGACCAAUUGCAAUCCACAAAUAAGUUGUGGAAUUGUGUCACUAUUUAAUUUUAAGUUGAAAUUAUGUGUUAGUGUUUAGUAUUGUGAUAUUGUGUUAUUCUUCAACCAUGAGCAUAUUGUGAAUUGUUUGCAAAUUUAUAUUGAUUGUAAUAAUAAUUGUAAUUGCUUCAUUAA